Alnus glutinosa is the source of this 1709-nucleotide messenger RNA. RefSeq lists its product as uncharacterized. The transcript has 2 exons. Bases 1018 to 1326 code for a protein of 102 amino acids. Lineage: Eukaryota; Viridiplantae; Streptophyta; Magnoliopsida; Fagales; Betulaceae. Gene Ontology annotation, molecular function: electron transfer activity. The record is from RefSeq and is a predicted model, not a curated record.
UUCAUUCUACAUCGAACCAAAUUGGAGGAUAACCCUGUAAAUCCACUGAUAACCAAAGAUCGUACCAACGAAUAGAUUCUCCAAACCCAGAAAAACAAAAAUUAAUCCACCGUUACAAAAACCAAAACAUCAAUCAACCCCAUUGUCCUAUACAAAACUCAACUACGAAUUUACCAAUUAUUUAACGUAAAAAGAAAAAAAAAAUUAAACAAAAUUACCUAAUGCAAAACAAUGCCAUAACAACUUUCUACAACCCUUACAAAAUGAAAAAUGCAGCUAACCAUGCACAGGGCCAGGUGUUGCCAUCAACGGACUCGGCUGAUUAAUUGGCCCCGCCGCCAUUGUUGCUGCCGGCGGAGGAGGUGGGCUUGGGCUUGGGUUAGAGUGGAAAUGAUAGGAUCAGGGCAUGAAUUGGGGUUAGGUGGGCUUGGCGGGAAAAACCCAGCGUUGGGGAAGGCCACCGGAGGAGGAGAAGAUGAAGAAGAGUGGCAAAAGCCGCCAAAGCAUUUGUGGGUCUUCUGGAGGCUGUGGCGGAGAAACCCAAAGUCCCAGACCGAGGCCAACAACCACCACAAUGAAGACGAAGAUCUUUGUAGCUUUACCCACAUAACACAUUUCUUCUUCUUUUCAAAGAUUUGAGCUUGGAAACUCUGAAUCCGAGAUGGGUAUUGAGGAGGUUGGAUUCUUUUUCGUCUUUUUUUUCAUGGCGUUGCGGGGUGUAGAAGACGAAUGAGAGAGUGAUAGUGCAGUGCAUUAGAGGUAGUUGGUCUGUCAUUGCCAUAUGUUCUUGAUACUUGAAUCAAUUAACUCCAAAGACCAAACAACCAAACAACUUAUCUUCAUUCUGAAAGGGUUCUCUCCAUUUCCCUCCACCUGUAUCUAUACAUAUAUGAUUCCUUACUCAAACUGAAAUUAAACCCAUCAAAUCAUUUCUCUGUGAUUAACUUUCUUGGUUCUUUAUCCAAUCGUGCCUUUCCAUUUUGGUUUGCUAUUUCAGCCACGCUCAUCCAAUUAGCCAUGGCGGCGAAUUACAUGGUUGGAGGCCCAAACGGUUGGUGGGAUACAACCACCGGCCUGCAAACAUGGGCGUCAUCUCAAUCAUUUUCAGUUGGAGAUAACCUAAUGAUUUUCGACUAUGACUCCUGCCAGGCGAGUCACAACCGCCCCAGUCUCUUCUCCAGGCAAGAGAUACUUCAUCUCUUUCUCUCCCAGCAAUCGCCCAACUCUCCCGAAGAUAACGAUGGCAUCUUUUCUGUGAUUUUGGAGGAAGAUAACGAUGGCAUCUUCAUCCAUAGAUCUGGAUCUUGCCUGAGCUGCGGCAAAUAGCGAUGGCGUUUUUGCCCCGGAGAGUGCAAAUAACCAUGGCAGUGCUGAUUUCGUCUAAGUUUUUUCUCUGCCUGUUCGUCCAACGGGUGUUUACGAUUUCGUCUUGUUUUCGUCUGCCCGUCCGUCUGAUUUUGGUCCAGAAGGUGUUUGCGAUUUCGUCUAAUUUUGUUCGAGUUGCCGUCUUCUCUGAUUUGGUCUGAUUUUGGUUGAGUUGCGUCUUCUCUGCGAUUGGUCCAGUGGGUGUUUGCGCUUUGUGAUUCUCGUUUCUCUGUGCUGUUUGGUUGCUGAGAAACGACUUGGAAAGAAAGGGAAAGUAGAAAAAAAAAAAAUUUCAAGAAGUGGAAGAAAAAUGUUGGUCUUUCUGUAUGAUUUUCGUUGAAUAA